AUGUUGGAUACCCAGCAGCUUUCAAAACGGACCAAUCAUGUCUACACACUCACCAGCUUGAGGAAGGAGUCAAUGGGAAUGAGCCACUCAUUCCAGGAAGAUAGGAUCAAGGAGGAGAUGCUCAUCUUCAAUGGACCAAUUACGUUCAGCUACCCAGCAGCUUGGAGAAUGGACCAAUGGGGAGAUGCCAUUCAACUCAAGUGGAUGGGGAUGGGAGAAGCAGCUGCAGGUGUGCCUCAACGUCAUUGGUUGCAUGCAGGGGAGAUGUGUCACAAAGAGAGAGAAAGAGGAGAACGCCCAAGAGAAGAAGGAGGAGAAGAAGAAGAAGAAGAAGAAGAAGGUGGAGAAGAAGAGGAAGAAGAAGAAGGUCGAGAAGAAGAAGAAAAGAUCCAGAGGCGGAUCGAGUUCGGACUAGAGCGGAAUAGGCUAGGAACGAGGUCAGCUGGGUCGUCUAAAAUCUGGAAGGUUAUGCCGUCAGAUCUUGUUUAUACAGGUGCACAGAGAUGCAUCGGUUGUGGGUUUAUAGCAUGGCUAUGCCGCUAUGAUCUAGCAGGGGUAAGUCCAGUUCAGAAUGGGAUAAAGCUCUGGCCUGGUUACUUUGUGUUUCACAGGUGCAGUGCUUUGCCAGGUGAUGACCGCUCUGGAUUACUUUGUGUUUCUCAGGAGUGGUGCUUUACCGGAAUGGAGAAUAUCUGA
This is a messenger RNA of Microthlaspi erraticum, 696 nucleotides long. Lineage: Eukaryota; Viridiplantae; Streptophyta; Magnoliopsida; Brassicales; Brassicaceae. The record is from the annotation of a GenBank genome assembly.